AUGAACAUCUCAGGAACCAGACAGGCCCUCCGCAGCCAGACCCUCGGCCAUUGGCUGCCAAAAGACCGUGGAAUCAUCGCACAAUGGGUCGCCCAAAAAGCCGAAGCAGCCAGCAAGGUCCCCGACGGGAAGCUCUUCAAGGACGGUGCGCCACUUGACCCAAGUCUCGCGGCCUUCCAGAAGCUUGUCGAUGAAAGCCCCUAUCUCCUCAAGCUCGCGAACGACAUGUUCACCGAGGCCUCGAACAAGUAUCCGGAAGAUCCUGUUGGAAACUGCGCCAUCAAUUCUUUCAGCCAAUUCAUCAAUGUUCUAGCACUCGUCAUGCAGUCUGGUCCAGAGUUCUUCGACAAGGCGAAGCCCGAGACAGCGAUGGGCCUCAUCGGGUUCCCCAUCAAUGCCCUUCUCGACUGGCCUAUGGGCACUGUCUCGGGAUAUGAGUUCUUCCUACAGCCGACAGUCAAUGACGCACUUAGGGAAGUGCUCAACUCCUGGGGCAAAUUCCUCAGUACCCCGGACUCGAAGGCCUGUCUCGACGGCUGGCUGUCAGAGACAGCGCAGCAGCUCAUCGCGACUAAGGGAAACAAUGGCGCCACUGAGUACACUUUUCAGGAGCUCUUCGUGUGCCCAGAUCCCUCUGACACGUAUCUUGGCUUCGGUUCCUGGGAUGAAUUCUUUGUUCGCGAGUUCCGCGAUGCCGUCCGCCCCGUCACGGCGCCUGACGAUGGCGCCCCGGACCCGCAAUACCCAGACCCGACGCUAGUCAUCACCAACGCGUGUGAGUCGGCGCCCUUGCAGGUGCAGACGGACGUGAGGCUGUUCGAUACGUUCUACCUCAAAGGCCAGCCGUACUCCUUGGGCAACAUGCUCAACUGCGGCGAACGCACGGCCGAGUUCGUGGGCGGGACCGUCUACCAGGCGUUCCUCAGCGCGCUGAGCUACCACCGCUGGCACGCUCCCGUGAGCGGAAAGGUAGUGGCGGUGGAGUCGGUCCCGGGGACGUACUACAGCGAGAACUGGUUCGAAGGCCUCGCCGGAGCACAGGAUCCGCAGCAGGCCGACCCCGCGGGGCCAAAUUACUCGCAGCCAUACAUCAGCGCUGUGGCCACGAGGAGUAUCAUCUAUAUUCAGGCCACGAACCCCAAAAUUGGCUUGAUGGCGAUUGUGUUCAUCGGCAUGGCUGAGGUAUCCAGCUGCGAGUUCACUGUGAAGGCAGGGCAGGAUAUUACGAAAGGGCAGGAGCUGGGCAUGUUCCACUUUGGGGGUAGCUCGCAUUGCAUGGUGUUCCGACCGGGGGUUGAAAUCAGGUUUGUCUGUCCCCCACCCUGGGAUAUGGAUCAGGAGCACAAUUUAGCUGUAAGGAGUGAGUUGGCUGUGGUUGUCUAG
Diaporthe amygdali is the source of this 1383-nucleotide messenger RNA. Its product is annotated as phosphatidylserine decarboxylase family protein. Gene Ontology annotation, molecular function: phosphatidylserine decarboxylase activity. The record is from RefSeq and is a predicted model, not a curated record. The transcript has a single exon. The coding region runs from base 1 to 1383 and encodes 460 amino acids. Gene Ontology annotation, biological process: phosphatidylethanolamine biosynthetic process. NCBI's taxonomy places the organism in Eukaryota, Fungi, Ascomycota, Sordariomycetes, Diaporthales, Diaporthaceae. Gene Ontology annotation, cellular component: mitochondrion.